GCCAGCGAACCCGACGACUCCUCCAACAACAGAAAAAAGCAAAGAGAAACCAGCAGCGAUUUCUCGCUCCUCUUCAGGCCUCACGCUCUCCGAUCUCCAUCAUCUACGUCUUCGUUCUCGAUCUCGAGAUCGAUAAUGGAUCUGCUCCCAACUGAGGCCCCGUCAGUGGGGCUAAGGCACGGGUUCCGAUCUCUGAAGCUCGUCAGCGUCGACAUGGACGAGGUCCUCGCUCAGAAGCCAGUGGGCGUCGACUAUGGCGUUCUUGAUAACGGACUCUCUUACUACGUCCGCUGCAAUCCCAAGCCUCGCAUGCGAGCGGCUCUGGCUCUCGCCGUCAAGGUCGGCUCAGUUUUGGAAGAGGAGGAGGAGCGUGGAGUUGCUCACAUUGUUGAACACCUUGCUUUCAGUGCCACCAAGAAAUAUACAAACCACGAUAUUGUAAAGUUUCUGGAGAGCAUUGGUGCAGAAUUUGGUGCUUGCCAGAAUGCCUUAACUUCUUCAGACGAAACCAUCUACGAGUUGCUUGUUCCUGUUGACAAGCCUGAACUUCUUUCACAGGCUAUAUCAGUUUUGGCGGAAUUCAGCUCUGAGGUGAGAGUUUCUGCGGAGGAUCUAGAAAAAGAACGAGGUGCUGUGUUAGAAGAAUACAGAGGAGGACGUAAUGCAGUGGGAAGGAUGCAAGAUGCACACUGGGCUCUAAUGUUCGAAGGCUCAAAGUAUGCAGAGCGCUUGCCUAUUGGAUUGGAAAAGGUUAUUCGGACUGUUUCACCUGAUACUAUCAAACGGUUCUAUGAAAGGUGGUAUCAUUUGCACAAUAUGGCUGUGAUUGCUGUGGGGGACUUUCCUGAAACAGAGAGUGUGGUUGAAUUAAUUAAGAAACAUUUUGGGAAUAAAAUUUCCAUCUACGGACCCCCUCCCGUUGUACCAAAUUACCCUGUUCCAUCACACAAAGAACCCCGCUUCUCCUGCUUCGUCGAGUCUGAAGCUGCUGGGUCAGCAGUGAUGAUCAGUUGCAAGCUUCCAGACUAUGAAAUGAGAACAGUGAGAGAUUACAGGGACUCACUAGCCGAAUCUAUGUUUCACUGUGCUCUAAACCAGAGACUUUUCAAACUAUCCCGUCGGAAAGAUCCACCAUAUUUCUCUUGCUCGUCAUCUGCUGAUGCACUUGUUAAACCCGUGAAGGCUUAUAUUAUGACUUCAAGCUGCAGAGAAGGCGGCACGGUUGAUGCUCUUGAAUCCAUGUUGAUGGAGGUUGCUCGAGUUCGGCUUCAUGGGUUUUCAGAUCGUGAAAUAUCUAUAGUGCGUGCUCUGAUGAUGUCAGAAAUUGAAUCUGCUUAUUUAGAACGGGACCAAAUGCAAUCAACAAGUUUGCGAGAUGAGUAUUUGCAACAUUUUUUCCACAAGGAGCCUAUUAUUGGGAUUGACUAUGAAGCUCAACUACAAAAAACUAUAUUGCCUCAUAUUUCUUCAAUGGAGGUGUCCAGAUUUGCUAUGAAAUUCUGUACAGCAUGCAGCUGUGUCAUAAAGAUAGUUGAACCUCAAGCACGUGCUACUCUAGAAGACCUCAAAGCUGCUGUAUUGAAAGUUAAUGCGUUGGAGGAAGAAAGAAGUAUUCCUCCUUGGGAUGAUGAGAAUGUUCCUGAAGAAAUUGUUGUCGACAAGCCAACUCCUGGGGGAAUUGUACAGCAGUCUGAAUAUCCAAGCAUUGGCGCCACUGAGUUACUUCUGUCCAAUGGCAUGAAGAUCUGCUACAAAUGCACUGACUUUCUUGAUGAUCAGAUCAUUUUUACUGGGUUUGCAUAUGGUGGAUUGUCAGAGUUGUCAGAAGAUGAAUAUAUGUCAUGCUCAAUGGGAUCAACCAUUGCUGGAGAAAUAGGUGCAUUUGGUUAUAAACCCUCUGUGCUUAUGGAUAUGCUUGCCGGUAAGAGAGCUGAAGUUAGCACGAAAAUUGGGGCAUACAUGAGGACCUUUUCUGGUGAUUGCUCGCCUUCUGAUUUGGAAACUGCUUUGCAGCUUGUUUACCAACUAUUUACCAAAAAUGUUGAACCAAGGGAUGAAGAAGUAAAAAUUGUAAUGCAAAUGACAGAAGAAGCAAUACGUGCUCAAGAAAGGGAUCCAUACACUGCAUUUGCAAACCGUGUACGGGAGCUGAACUACGGGAACUCUUAUUUUUUCCGGCCAAUUAGAAUUGGUGACUUGAAAAAGGUGGAUCCUUUAAGAGCAUGCAGAUAUUUUAGCGACUGUUUCAAGGACCCCUCAACUUUUACUGUUGUAAUAGUCGGGAAUUUUGACCCAACCGUGUCACUUCCUCUAAUUUUGCAAUAUCUGGGUGGAAUACCGAAGCCCUCUGAGACAGUCUUACAUUUCAAUCGCGAUGACUUAAAAGGCUUGCCAUUCAAAUUUCCUGCAACCAUUAUCAGAGAAGUUGUGCGUAGUCCUAUGGUUGAAGCGCAGUGCUCUGUUCAGCUAGCGUUCCCUGUGAUGCUUAAGAAUAUAUCUAUGAUGGAAGAGAUUCAUUUCAUUGGAUUUUUGAGCAAACUACUGGAGACUAGAAUAAUGCAAAUUCUUCGGUUCAAACAUGGGCAGAUAUAUUCAGUGGGUGUAUCUGUCUUUUUGGGUGGUAAUAGACCUUCAAGGACUGGAGAUGUCCGGGGUGAUAUAAGCGUUAAUUUUUCUUGUGAUCCAGAUAUUGCAUCUAAACUGGUUGAUUUUGCUUUAGAAGAGAUAUCAUAUCUUCAACAUAAUGGACCAUCAGAUCAGGAUGUUUCCACUAUCCUUGAAAUUGAGCAACGGGCCCAUGAAAAUGGAUUGCAGGAAAACUAUUACUGGUUGGACAGAAUCCUGCGCAGCUAUCAGUCACGCACAUAUUUUGGUGAUGUCAGUACCUCAUUUGAGGUUCAAGAUGAAGGGCGCACUAAGGUCAGAAGAUCUUUGACACCAUCAACAAUGCAAUUAGCCUUACAGAGAAUUUUGCCUUCCCCAUGCAAAAAACAAUAUACAGUGGUCAUUCUCAUGCCCCAGCAAUCUCGCUUGAAGUUCUUGAAGUCACUGCUUAUCCAAACAGCUAGUGAACAUAGCAGAGAUGCAAAGAUUUUGGCUGGAAUGGCUGGUGCAGUGGUUGUAGCACUUAGUUUAUGGAGAUACUCUCGGAGUACAUUGAAUUCUUAAGAUUGCACCUACCUGGUAGAGGUUUUCAUGAAAGAGAUCAAAACGGUUGCAAAAAAUUGGAUGAAUCUUUUGAUGUGAUGGCACACUUUCAAGUGGGAACGGAGCCAUUAUUUUGAGCUCAAUGAUCAGGUAAAGGGAAAAUGAUUAUCUGAUUGGUAUCCAUCAUCUUAUCUGCUUAUGUUAUGGGUAGAGAAAGCUACCAUCAUUAGUCAUACCGGUCAUUAAAUGGCCAAGUACUGUAUCAGGUAAUGAUUGAUGCAACAGGCUUGCUGUUGGGAUAUUGACACCACUUAGAGCAAAAGCGCUUGUAACAACAUAUUUUUAAAAUGUAAUCCCCUCUGACCUGACGGUCCUGACCCUCGAGUGUAAGUGUUAUACUUUCAUCAGACUGAGCUUUGAUUCUUCAUUUUUUCUUCUGCGGACUAAUAUUGUACAAAUAGGCUACACAGCAUAAUGUUACAGAAUAGAUUGACAACA
Molecule: messenger RNA, 3645 nt
Organism: Asparagus officinalis (garden asparagus)
Lineage: Eukaryota; Viridiplantae; Streptophyta; Magnoliopsida; Asparagales; Asparagaceae
Product: zinc protease PQQL-like
Exons: 21
Coding region: 136-3168 (1010 amino acids)
Biological process (GO): proteolysis
Molecular function (GO): metal ion binding; metalloendopeptidase activity
Source: RefSeq, a predicted model, not a curated record